Molecule: messenger RNA, 1314 nt
Organism: Durusdinium trenchii
Lineage: Eukaryota; Dinophyceae; Suessiales; Symbiodiniaceae
Source: the annotation of a GenBank genome assembly
AUGGAAAGCUCAGGGAGUGUUUUUUCAAGCCUUUUAUCAAUUGCAUCCAGCUGUUUGGACUGCUUCCGCGGUCUCCGUCGAACAUCUUGCUUUCCAAAGUCUCCGAUUUGGUUUGAUUGUGGCCUCAGCCACGCGGAUGUGGAGAGAUAUGGCCGACAGAUUGUGCUUCCAAGCCUGGGUCCGGAAGGCCAAAAGAAUCUCCUGGAAGGAAGCAUCCUUGUCGUGGGAGCUGGUGGGCUAGGUUGCCCCGUUGCUUUAUACCUGGCAGCAGCAGGUGUUGGCUGCAUUGGAAUCGUCGAUGCUGACACUGUUGCUUUGAGCAAUCUUCAUCGACAGAUUGGACACUCCUGGAGAUGGAUCGGAAGAAGCAAAGCAGAAUCUUUGGCGCACGCUUGUCAAGAAGUCAAUCAGGCAGUGUCAGUCAAAGCGCACAGCCUGCGGCUCAAUGAACGACGAGAAGCUGCUGACCUCAUGGCAGGCUAUGAUGUCGUGGUCGAUUGCACAGAUGCCCCUCCAAGCCGAUAUUUGUUGAACGAUGCGGCACUAUCUGCAGCACGACCGUUGGUAGCAGCAUCUGCAGUUGGGCUGAGUGGCCAGUUGGCAGUGUACAACUUCGAGGGUGGCCCAUGUUUGCGCUGUGUUUUUCCAGUGCUGGCAUCACCAGCGGAUGCGGAGCCGGUUGCGUCCUGCGAGGAGAACGGUGUGCUGGGGCCGAUUGUAGGCACUGUGGGCUCGUUGGCAGCUCUUGAGGCUUUGAAAGUGCUUGCGAAACAAUCUGCUCUUCACAAGUCCUGUUUACGGGGCAAAUUGCUCCUCUUUGACCCGACAAGCUCUCUGCAGCCUUGUCGGACUGUACGAAUCCGAAGGCAACCUGACUGUGUGGGAUGUGCAUCCAAAGAUGAUGGUGAUCCACCAGUGCCGUUGACUUGUGCAGUGCCUAGUCAGCUGACAAAGGAGAUCAGCAUAUCUCCAAAAGCUUUGCAUGAACGCUUGUCGACGACCGACCCCAUCAUCUUGCUUGAUGUGAGGCAACCUGCACAUUUCGCUGUAACAAGACUGAAAGCUGCGGUGAAUUGGCCGCUGACAGAGAUGAAUAGGCAAUCCCUUGAGGAAAGACAAGAGAAGUUCAGGUCACUCGAAAAAGAUCUGAUGAAGCCUGUGGUGGUAUGCGUUUGUCGACGAGGAAACGAUAGCUCUGUGGCCACGUUGCUGAUGAGAGAUGCUGGCAUCCCAGCCCUGAAUCUCCAAGGUGGUUUGCAGCAACUCAUGGCAUGUGAACCGCUUUUUCAGCGGAGUCUGCCGGCAUUGACAUGA